Molecule: messenger RNA, 3249 nt
Organism: Syngnathus acus (greater pipefish)
Lineage: Eukaryota; Metazoa; Chordata; Actinopteri; Syngnathiformes; Syngnathidae
Gene: med24
Product: mediator complex subunit 24
Exons: 26
Coding region: 116-3085 (989 amino acids)
Cellular component (GO): mediator complex
Molecular function (GO): transcription coregulator activity
Source: RefSeq, a predicted model, not a curated record
GCGCUUGCAUGACUGAAAGCAAAAUGGCGUCGCUCGCGCUCGAUAUCUGAGUAUUAUUGACGCCGAGAGUUAAAACCAGAUAAAUGUUACGAAUUUGAAAACAUAUCACUCAAGAAUGAAGGUGGUCAACCUGAAGCAAGCCAUUUUACAGGCUUGGAAGGAACGCUGGAGUGACUACCAAUGGGCUAUAAAUAUCAAGAAGAACUUUCCAAAGGGAGCAACAUGGGAGUAUCUCAACCUCGCAGAGACAUUAACGGAGCAGGCGUUGAUUGGUCCAUCUCCUAACCCACUUAUUUUGUCCUACCUCAAAUACGCCAUAAGUUCACAGAUGGUGUCUUACUCAAGUGUGCUCAUGGCCAUUAGCAAGUUUGAUGAUUUUUCUCGGGAUCUGUGCGUCAAGUCUCUCCUGGAGAUCAUGGACAUGUUCUGCAAUCGCCUCACCUGUCACGGGAAGGCGGAGGAAUGCAUCGGGCUGUGUCGCGCCCUCCUCGGGGUGGCGGUGUGGCUGCUGCAGGGCUGCGCCUACUAUUGCGAGAACCUGAGGGAGCCGGGUCCGUUGAGCGCCCCUGAGGCCUGUCUGUCCGAGUGCCGCGAGAGGCUGCACAAACUCAUGAGCAGCACCAAGAACCGAGCCCUGGUGCACAUCGCCCGUCUGGAAGACCAAGGUUCCUGGAGUAAUGUCGAGCAAGCCAUUCUUAAAGUGAGCGACGGGCUCAGCUGUAUAUCGAACCCAACGCUGCGGACGCAAUUGGAGGAAAGCUUGUCGCUGGUGAAAGGCAUCCCGCAGAUGCUGUCCGUGCAGUGCGACCCGCUGCUGCACGCCUCCUUCCCGUCCAUCCACGCCUUCAUCAUGCUGGAAGGGACCAUGAAUUUAACGGGGGAGACGCAGCCCAUGGUUGAGCAAUUGAUGAUGAUCAAGAGAAUGCAGAAAGUCCCGAGUCCGUUCUUUGUUUUGGAGAUCUGGAAGGCUUGUUUCACCGGCCUUAUCGAGUCACCAGAGGGCACCGAGGAGCUCAAAUGGACCGCUUUCACCUUCCUCAAGAUUCCACAAGUUCUGCUUCGGCUGAAGAAAUACCCCCAGGGUGACAAAGGACAGGACUUCACGGAGGAUGUGAACGUCGCCUUUCAGUACCUACUCAAACUGACGCCACUGUUGGACAAAGCGGAUCAACGAUGCAACUGCGACUGCUUGGGCAUGUUGCUCCAAGAGUGCAACAAGCUCGGCCUCCUGUCCGACGCCAACACAGAAGUUCUCACAGCCAAACGCACCGAGGACAGGAAGUUCUGCCCAAAACUGAAAACGGCAGAGAAUGCAAAUAUCCAACCCAACCCGGGCCUCAUCCUCCGAGCUGAGCCCACCGUGACCAAUAUUCUCAAGACGGUGGACGCCGACCACUCCAAAUCUCCCGAGGGCCUUCUGGGUGUCCUCGGCCACAUGUUGUCGGGCAAGAGCUUGGAUCUGCUCCUGGCCGCCGCAGCAGCCACGGGGAAACUCAAGUCCUUCGCACGGAAAUUUAUCAAGCUGAAUGAGUUUCCCAAGCACAUCAGUGGCGAAGGAUCCAAGUCGGCAUCCGUUCGGGCCCUGCUCUUCGACAUCUCCUUCCUGAUGCUUUGCCACGUGGUGCAGACAUACGGCUCUGAGGUGGUCCUGUCCGACCCCAGUCCCUCAGGGGAGACGCCUUUUUUUGAGACAUGGCUGCAAACGUGUAUGCCCGAAGAAGGGAAGAUUCUGAACCCGGACCACCCGUGCUUCAGGCCCGAGCCGGGCAAAGUAGAGAGUCUGGUGACCCUGCUCAACAACUCCUCUGAGAUGAAGCUUGUUCAAGUCAAAUGGCAUGAAAUCUGCCUCAGCACCCCGGCGGCCAUUUUGGAAGUUUUGAACGCCUGGGAGAACGGCGUGCUGUCGGUGGAGGCCGUGCAGAAGAUCACUGACAACAUUAAGGGCAAAGUUUGCAGCAUGGCGAUCUGUGCCGUGGCGUGGCUGGUGGCCCACGUCAGGAUGCUGGGGCGGGACGAAAGGGAAAAGCCUCAGACCAUGAUACGGCAGCUCGUCACUCCGCUCUAUGGCGAAAACACGCUGCAGUUUUACAGCGAACGCGUGAUAAUAAUGAGCUCCAUCAUGGAGCACAUGUGUGCCGACGUCUUCCAGCAAACGGCGGCCAUGCUGCGGCCCCCCAUGGAGGGCCAGGAGCCCAUACCCUACCGCAACCUGCUGCCGGCCAAGGAGCCCAUCCGGGCCGCCCUCACCAAGCAGUUCCAAGCGGUGCUGCGCAAAGGCUGGGUGGACAGUCGAGCGCUGCACCUGUUCCAGAGUCUGCUCAACAUGGGCGGUGUCUUUUGGUUCACCAAUAAUUUGGUCAAGGAGCUGCUCAAGGAAACCCGCCAGGAGUGGGCCCAUCGAGUGGUGGAGUUGCUUUACAGCAUCUUCUGUCUGGACAGUCAGCAAAUCACCCUGACCUUGCUGGGCACCAUCGUGCCCAACCUGCUCACCGACUCUGCCCACUGGCACAGCCUGGUGGACCCGCCUGGCAAAGCUCUGGCCAAGUUGUCCGUGUGGUGCGCGCUCAGCUCCUACUCGUCCAACCAUAAAGGUUCCUCCUCGGCUCAUCAACGUAGAAGACAGCGAGAAGAUAUCGAGGAUUACAGCAACCUCUUUCCUUUGGACGACACGCAACCCUCCAAGCUCAUGCGUCUUCUCAGCUCCAACGAGGACGAGCCUGUCGCACUUUCCAGUCCAGGAGAUCGAUCUAUGAGCAGCUUCCUCUCUGCCUCCCAGCUCCACACUGUCAACAUGAGAGAGCCGCUCAACCGCGUGCUGGCCAACCUUUUCCUCCUCAUUUCCUCCAUCCUGGGCUCCAAAAUGGCCGGGCCUCACACCCAGUUUGUGCAUAGUUUCAUGGAGGAAUGCGUGGAGUGUCUGGAGCAGGGAAAUCGUGGAAGCAUCCUGCAGUUCAUGCCCUUUACAAUGGUCUCUGAGCUAGUGAAGCUUCCAGCUCUGGCCAAACCCAAAGUGGUCCUGGCUGUCACCGACUUGAGUCUGCCGCUAGGGCGGAGAGUGGCAGCCAAAGCCAUCGCUGCCUUGUGACAGUAAAACGACAAAACUACCAUUUUAGGUUCAUCCUGAAGUUGUACUCAAAAGCAGGCCGACUCAUCAAGUAUUUACAAUAUCGCCCAUUUUUGUGUUUCUAAAUGUUUGCUACUCUUUACUAACUUGUCAAGACAUAAAAAAAAAAAAAAAAAAAGAUCCUC